Messenger RNA from Dovyalis caffra, 1542 nucleotides. Lineage: Eukaryota; Viridiplantae; Streptophyta; Magnoliopsida; Malpighiales; Salicaceae. The record is from the annotation of a GenBank genome assembly.
AUGGAUUUGAUGGAAAUUUACGAAAUUGACCGGACUGCGGAUUUUAUUCACAGUAGAAACUUCUCUAGAGUUGCUUUACAGUUUCCAGAUGAGUUACUGAAGGAUUCUACAAAAGUGGUGAGAGCUUUGAGAGAGAAAAUUCGGUUACUGAAAGAACAAAAUGAGGAAGGAAAAGAGGUUGGUUUGUUUGUUAUGGCGGAUACGACCUAUGGAAGUUGUUGUGUUGAUGAAGUAGGAGCUUCGCAUGUUAAUGCUGAUUCUGUUAUUCAUUACGGACACACUUGUCUUAGCCCGACAUCGACAAUUCCAGCUUUCUUUGUUUUCGGAAAGGCUGUGAUUGAUGUAUCCAGCUGUACUGAAAGUUUAUUGGAUUAUGCCUCAAAUAACAGCAAGCCGAUUCUGGUGCUUUUUGGACUGGAAUAUGCACAUGCAAUUCCAAAUAUUAGAGAGGGACUCAUAGCAGCAUCAUCCACACUAUCUGGGUCUAAAACCGAGACAGUAUUUAAUUUUGCAGAUGUUAUGUGUCCAUUAAUAAAUCCUCGCGAUCGUCAUAAAGAUUCUGGUGGGCCGCUUAGGUCAGUUGGUGACUCUAAGGUUAGCGAUGAAGUUGGUAUGGCAGCUGGUUCUAGCCACACCAUUGGGGGCUUGAGCUGGGAUUUACCCAGUGGACAAAAAAUGGAGGACUGCUCGCUUUUAUGGAUUGGUUCUGACAAUUCAGCAUUUGCUAAUGUUGUACUCACAUUCAAUGGAUGCGAAAUAGGUGACCGCAUUCUGAUGGUGGCAUCUGAUAUGUGGAUACUAUUCAGAUAUGAUGUCAAUGGAAAUUGCCUGGUGACAGAUUUAUCUCAACAAAGAAGGAUUCUUAAGCGUAGAUAUUAUCUAGUGGAGAAGGCAAAAGAUUCUAACAUUGUUGGGAUUUUGGUGGGAACUCUCGGAGUAGCUGGUUACCUCGAUAUGAUCCAUCAGAUGAAAGACCUGAUCACUGGUACAGGGAAAAAGGUCUAUACUCUUGUCAUGGGAAGGCCAAAUCCUGCAAAACUUGCCAACUUCCCUGAAUGUGAUGUUUUUAUCUAUGUCGCCUGCGCCCAAACUGCUCUAUUGGAUAGCAAAGAGUUCUAUGCUCCAGUUAUUACUCCAUUCGAGGCCAUGCUAGCUUUCAACAGAGGAAGUGAAUGGACAGGAGCAUAUUUGAUGGAAUUCAGGGAUUUGAUUAAUUCAUCUCCAGUGGAAGUGAAGAGUUAUUCUGAAGAAGCACGUUUUUCUUUUGUGCAAGGCAGAUAUGUGGAAGAUUUUAAUUUGCAUGAGAAAAAAGAAGAAGAAAACGAAGGAGUUCUAGCUUUGGCAAAUGCAACAGAGAAGGCUCUACAAUUGCGGGACAGAACUAAUUCUCUCUUCAAGGGCACAGUACAAUCUGGGGCAGAUUAUUUUGCUACUCGAUCUUAUCAUGGUCUUGAUAUGCACAGUGAUAAUUCUAUGCCAGAGUCAUAUUUAAUAGGCAGAACUGGAAAGGCAUCAGGCUACCAACAUGAGAACGGCAAGUAA